Molecule: messenger RNA, 780 nt
Organism: Hibiscus syriacus
Lineage: Eukaryota; Viridiplantae; Streptophyta; Magnoliopsida; Malvales; Malvaceae
Product: pectinesterase PPME1-like
Exons: 4
Coding region: 1-780 (259 amino acids)
Biological process (GO): cell wall modification
Molecular function (GO): pectinesterase activity
Source: RefSeq, a predicted model, not a curated record
AUGGCGGUUAGCAGUAAAGUCCAAGAUAGUAGCAGGGCUCAAGUGGCACCAAAAUCUAAAGUACUUGCGCAUGGAACAAAAUCUCAGAGUACACAGAUACCAGAAGAGAAAUCCAAGGUAAAUGAUUGUUUCAGUAGCGUUAUCAAGCCUCUCAAUCAAAGGGCUGGCACUUUAGACCCAGAAUUGGUUGAGGCCGAGGCUGAACCUAAAAUCAUAAAGGUUAAGCAAGGUGACGGUGGAGAUUUCACUACCAUAAUGAAAGCCAUCAAAAGCGUUCCUGCCGGGAACAACAAACGCAUUAUAAUAUCUAUCGGACCCGGGUCUUACCAAGAGAAAAUCACGAUCCCUCUAGACAAGCCUUACGUUACACUGAUGGGAGACCCCAAAAACAUGCCCAAUUUGACAUUUGAUGCCACCGCCAAGGACUACGGAACUGUAGACAACGGCACUCUCACUACCUUGUCUAAUUACUUUGUGGGUGCUUAUCUCAACAUAAUAAACAAUGCUCCGAAGCCUGACGGGAAAAGGGAAGGAGCACAAGCGGUUGCCUUGAGAGUAUCCGGUGACAGAUCGGCAUUUUAUGGCUGCAUCAUAUUCGGUUUUCAGGAUACAGUCCGAGAAACUGUUUACUAUGGAGAAUACAAGUGCACUGGGGUAGGCGCAUCUUCCAGUGGGCGGGAGCCAUUCACCAAGCAGCUAACCGAAAAGGAAGCCGAACCAUUCCUGUUGCUUGACUACGUUGCUGCCACCAAAUGGCUGCUCCCUCCUCCGAUAAUCUGA